AUGAUAAAUGACGUUGUUAUAUGCAAUGAAUGCCUUACUAAUUAUGUAUUAGAUAUCAACAAUAAUUGCGUUACAAAUAAUCAAACUCAAUGCGAAGUUGUUCUCAACUCAUUUUGUGUAUCAUGUAAUUCAAAUUCAUAUAAUAAUAAAGGUAAGUGCGAUCUAUGCACGGAAGGAUGUUUGUCUUGUGAUUCUUUUGGUUGUACUUCAUGUCAAAAAGAUUAUUACUAUCACACAUUUGAAUCAAUUUCAACAUGUACAAAAGAACCAAUUACAAAUUGUAACACUUACAAUUUUGGCAUAUGCACUUCAUGUAAUUUUGGGUAUUAUCUUUCGGACUUUAUAUGUGUCCGUUGUACUGAUACGUGUUCUUCUUGUAUUGCAGAUUACUGUCUGACUUGUUUUGAGGGGUAUAUGUUAGUUGACGGUCGGUGUAUCUCUUCUACAACAACCAACUGCGCUAAACCGAUUUUAAACCUUAAUCAAUGUGGUGUAUGUAAUAAAGGGUAUUAUCAAAAAGACACCGCUUGUGUCAAAUGCCCAGCGCAGUGUUUAUUGUGUUCCACCUCCAACAGUUGCAUCAAAUGUGAAGAUCUUUAUUAUGUCAAUUCAAAUGGGACUUGCACUUCGAAACAAGGACUUGAUAAUUGUGAGAAGUUUGAUUAUAAUGGGUGUAGUACGUGUACAUCUGGAUUCUAUGUUAGAAGUGGUGAAUGUGUUUGGUGUAACACAACAACAGACAAAUGUGAAACAUGUGACUCUAUAAAUGGAAAUUGUUAUUCAUGUGUUGUAGACUAUGUACUUACUGAUAAUAGUACAUGUCUCAUAUAUAAUUCAAUUGAGCACUGUACGAAAGCUGCGAAUUCACGAUGUUCAGAAUGUUCAUUUUGGUAUGCAGUAGAUCCACAGACGUAUAAAUGUAAAGAGUCUGCAGUGUGGUGGAUCAUUUUAAUUAUAGUAAUAGCAGGGUUAAGUAUUGAAAUCACUACAAUUGUUUCAGUGAUAGUUAUAGUCGUUUUAGUGGUGCGGCGACUUAAGAAAUACACAGACGAGGUUUCUAUGCAAAAGAAGACGACGAUAUUUAAAAUGGAGACAUCCAAUAUCCAAUGGGUCGUGCUGCCGUCUAACACUUCUAUUUUAUUUAGUAAACAACAAAUAAGUUUUGAAGACGAAAUUCCCGUUGAUGUGGAAUCACGCGAAUUAGUGUGUAUUGGCAACAACAGUCAACAUUCAAUCAAAAUCACUUUUAUGUCUGUUGAAAAUGAUUUACAGAAGUUUGCAACUCGUUACGACCCCCAGGAAUUUAUAUUAAAGAAGGGCGAAGCCGCUGAAAUUGAAAUUUUUGUGACGCCCAUAUGUUCAUGCAAAGUACGAGAUGAUAUGAAGUUUAGUCUAAUUGAUAUGAAAAAGGGUAAAACAAGUGUAGAAAUGAUUCCCAUUGAAUUUGAGACUGAAAUAACAAGUAAACUUGAUGUCGAUGAAAUUUAUGAAGUGAAGAAAAUAGGGGAGGGAUCCUUUGGUGUAGUGUUUAAAGGUGUCUUUCGUGGCAAUUCCGUUGCAAUUAAGAAGCUCAAGUUGCAUUCAAAUGGGGAGAGAAAUGAAGAUAUUGAAAACGACUUUGAGAAGGAAGUGAAGAUGAUGGACAAGUUCAAAAGUGAGUAUAUCAUUCAUUUCUAUGGAGCUGUAUUCAUCCCAACACGAAUGUGUUUAGUGACUGAAUAUGCGCCUUUAGGGAGUUUACAGAGUAGUAUUGAACACCGAAAGAGUGAAGAAUUUGACCAUCAAAUUCGAUUGAAAAUUUGUAUAGAUUCCGCAAAAGGACUUUUUUAUUUACAUACAAAUGGCAUUUUACAUAGAGAUAUUAAACCAGAUAACAUCUUGGUGUUUACACUUGAAAAGAGCUCGUUAUUGUCAACGCCAAAUUGA
Messenger RNA from Entamoeba invadens IP1, 1926 nucleotides. RefSeq names its product protein serine/threonine kinase, putative. The transcript has a single exon. Bases 1 to 1926 code for a protein of 641 amino acids. Gene Ontology annotation, biological process: protein phosphorylation. Lineage: Eukaryota; Evosea; Mastigamoebida; Endamoebidae. Gene Ontology annotation, molecular function: protein kinase activity; ATP binding. The record is from RefSeq and is a predicted model, not a curated record.